This is a messenger RNA of Empidonax traillii (willow flycatcher), 1924 nucleotides long. RefSeq names its product copine family member 9 (gene CPNE9). The record is from RefSeq and is a predicted model, not a curated record. Gene Ontology annotation, biological process: cellular response to calcium ion. The coding region runs from base 29 to 1669 and encodes 546 amino acids. Gene Ontology annotation, molecular function: calcium-dependent phospholipid binding. Lineage: Eukaryota; Metazoa; Chordata; Aves; Passeriformes; Tyrannidae. Gene Ontology annotation, cellular component: plasma membrane. The transcript has 21 exons.
GCGGAGCAUCGGCGGCGCCCGGGCGGGGAUGGCGGCUCCGGGAGCUCUGGAGCCGGCGACCGGCAGCGUGCCGGGUACCAAGGUGGAGCUCACCGUGUCCUGCCGGAACCUGCUGGACAUGGACACCUUCUCCAAGUCUGACCCAGUGGUGGUCCUUUUCGUGCAGGGCUCAGGGAGCAGCGAGUGGAAGGAGUUUGGGCGCACUGAGGUGAUCGACAACACCCUGAACCCCGACUUCGUCCGCAAGUUCGUCCUCGACUACUACUUUGAGGAGAAGCAAAACCUCCGCUUUGAUGUCUACAACGUGGACUCCAAGAGCUGCUCUGCCUUAAAGCAGAAGGACUUCCUGGGGCAGGCAUUCGUGGCACUGGGGGAGGUGAUUGGGGCCCAGCGGGGACGCCUGGAGAGACCCCUCACGGGGGUCCCUGGGAAGCGAUGUGGGACCAUCCUGCUGCUGGCUGAGGAGCUGAGCAACUGCCGGGACAUCAUCACAAUGCAGCUGUGUGCUAACAAGCUGGACAAGAAGGACUUCUUUGGAAAAUCUGACCCCUUCCUCGUCUUCUACCGCAGCAACGAGGAUGGCACCUUCACCAUCUGCCAUAAGACAGAGGUGGUGAAGAACACACUCAACCCAGUGUGGCAGCCCUUCACCAUCCCCGUGCGUGCCCUCUGCAACGGCGACUACGACCGAACGGUGAAGAUAGAUGUGUACGACUGGGACCGGGAUGGGAGCCACGACUUCAUCGGGGAAUUUGCCACAAGCUACCGGGAGCUGUCUCGAGCACAGAGUCAGUUCACAGUGUAUGAGGUGCUGAAUCCCCGGAAGAAAUGCAAGAAGAAGAAAUAUGUGAAUUCUGGCACUGUGACACUGCUCUCCUUCUCUGUCGAGUCCGAGUUCACCUUCGUUGACUACAUCCGGGGCGGGACGCAGCUGAAUUUCACCGUCGCCAUCGACUUCACGGCCUCCAACGGGUUGCCAUCACAGCCCACCUCGCUGCACUACGUGAGCCCCUACCAGCUGAGCGCCUACGCCCUGGCGCUGAAGGCAGUGGGGGAGGUCAUCCAGGACUACGACAGUGACAAGCUCUUCCCUGCCUAUGGCUUCGGUGCCAAAGUCCCACCCGACGGCAAGAUUUCCCACCAGUUCCCCCUGAACAACAAUGCAGAGAACCCCAGCUGCUGUGGCAUCGAGGGUGUGCUGGAGUCCUACCUCCAGAGCCUGCGCACCGUCCAGCUCUACGGUCCUACCAACUUUGCCCCCGUCAUCAACCAGGUGGCAGGGACAGCUGCCCAGGUGACUGAUGGCUCGCAGUACCACGUCCUCCUCAUCAUCACUGACGGUGUCAUCUCCGACAUGCUGCAGACCAAGGAGGCCAUUGUCACCGCUUCUGCCUUGCCCAUGUCCAUCAUCAUCGUGGGAGUGGGUCCGGCUGAGUUUGAGGCCAUGGAGGAGCUGGACGGUGACGAGGUGCGGUUGUCUUCCCGGGGACGGUUCGCCGAGAGGGACAUUGUACAGUUUGUGCCAUUUCGGGAUUACGUGGAUGACUCCGGCAACCAGGUGCUGAGCAUGGCCCGCCUGGCCAAGGAUGUGCUGGCUGAGAUCCCCGAGCAGCUGCUCUCCUACAUGAAGACCCGUGACAUCAAACCCCGCCGGGCAGACCCCGAGUAGCUCCUCCAGGAGCCAUGGGAUCAGCUGGUGGGGCAAGGAUGUGUCAACCUUUCCUCUGCCAGUGGCCAGGGCUUAGCCAAGGAGAUGUGGCCCCACAAGGCAAAUAAUCAGCUGCUGCAGUUGGUGAAAACGGUUGGCGAAACCGGGGCUGUGACCCUCUUCUGGCAGUGAGACCACAGGGCUGGAUGUCCGUGGCUGCCUCGAUGUCCACCAGCACGCUGGGGCUGGCUCGGACCGUGCAGUCCCAUCCCUCGG